Molecule: messenger RNA, 1940 nt
Organism: Lagenorhynchus albirostris (white-beaked dolphin)
Lineage: Eukaryota; Metazoa; Chordata; Mammalia; Artiodactyla; Delphinidae
Gene: THRA
Product: thyroid hormone receptor alpha
Exons: 9
Coding region: 478-1710 (410 amino acids)
Biological process (GO): cell differentiation; positive regulation of transcription by RNA polymerase II; thyroid hormone receptor signaling pathway
Molecular function (GO): zinc ion binding; nuclear receptor activity; RNA polymerase II cis-regulatory region sequence-specific DNA binding
Source: RefSeq, a predicted model, not a curated record
CUCUGCCGGAGGAGCCGCGGGGCCGCCACACUCGCCCCCCGCCCCCCCUCGCUCACUCGCACUCACACCCGGGCGCAGGAGGCGGGCGGCCCGGGCCCCACCGGCCCCCCAUGGACGCCCCCGGCACGGGGCGCUGAGACCCCCGCGUCGCUGCCCAGCCCGGUCCAGCGCGCCACGCCGAGGGACCUCCGGACAGGACAAGAUUCCGAAGCUACUCCCCCAGCCCAGGACCCCCCCACAGACCCGGCUUCCCCCACAACCCCACUAUCUGCCACUCCCUGGCCCCUCUCACCGCCCGCCCCCCGUGGGGCGCAGGGCAUGGUGUGAAAGGCCAAGUGCUGAGGCGGGCACCAUGGGUGCUGGGCCCUAGGGCCUGGGUGGCGGGGGGUGGGCGGCCUGUGGGCGUGCCGGGGGGGCCAGUGUGCCCACCCCAGUCUCUUGGCGUGCUGGAGGGCAUCCUGGAUGGAAUUAAAGUGAAUGGAACAGAAGCCAAGCAAGGUGGAGUGUGGGUCAGACCCAGAGGAGAACAGUGCCAGGUCACCAGAUGGAAAGCGAAAAAGAAAGAACGGCCAAUGUUCCCUGAAAACCAGCAUGUCAGGGUAUAUCCCUAGUUACCUGGACAAAGACGAGCAGUGUGUCGUGUGUGGGGACAAGGCAACCGGUUAUCACUACCGCUGCAUCACUUGUGAGGGCUGCAAGGGCUUCUUUCGCCGCACAAUCCAGAAGAACCUCCACCCCACCUACUCGUGCAAAUAUGACAGCUGUUGUGUCAUUGACAAGAUCACCCGCAAUCAGUGCCAGCUGUGCCGCUUCAAGAAGUGCAUCGCUGUGGGCAUGGCCAUGGACUUGGUUCUAGAUGAUUCGAAGCGGGUGGCCAAACGCAAGCUGAUUGAGCAGAACCGGGAGCGGCGGCGGAAGGAGGAGAUGAUCCGAUCACUGCAGCAGCGACCAGAGCCCACUCCCGAAGAGUGGGACCUGAUCCACGUUGCCACGGAGGCCCAUCGCAGCACAAAUGCCCAGGGCAGCCAUUGGAAACAGAGGCGGAAAUUCCUGCCGGAUGACAUUGGCCAGUCACCCAUCGUCUCCAUGCCGGACGGAGACAAGGUGGACCUUGAGGCCUUCAGCGAGUUUACCAAGAUCAUCACCCCGGCCAUCACCCGCGUGGUGGACUUUGCCAAAAAACUGCCCAUGUUCUCUGAGCUGCCUUGCGAAGACCAGAUCAUCCUCCUGAAGGGGUGCUGCAUGGAGAUUAUGUCCCUGCGGGCGGCUGUCCGCUAUGACCCCGAGAGCGACACCCUGACACUGAGCGGGGAGAUGGCUGUCAAGCGGGAGCAGCUCAAGAAUGGCGGCCUGGGUGUCGUCUCCGAUGCCAUCUUUGAACUGGGCAAGUCACUCUCUGCCUUUAACUUGGAUGACACGGAAGUGGCUCUGCUGCAGGCUGUGCUGCUAAUGUCAACAGACCGCUCGGGCCUGCUGUGUGUGGACAAGAUCGAGAAGAGUCAGGAGGCGUACCUGCUGGCGUUCGAGCACUACGUCAACCACCGCAAACACAACAUUCCGCACUUCUGGCCCAAGCUGCUGAUGAAGGUGACUGACCUCCGCAUGAUCGGGGCCUGCCACGCCAGCCGCUUCCUCCACAUGAAAGUCGAGUGCCCCACCGAACUCUUCCCCCCACUCUUCCUCGAGGUCUUUGAGGAUCAGGAAGUCUAAAGCCUCAGGCGGCCAGAGGGUGUGCGGAGCUGGUGGGGAGGAGCCUGGAGAGAAGGGGCAGAGCUGGGGGCUGAGGGAGACCCCCACACCUCUUCUCUCCUCCCUCUCGUCCUCGGAUAGAUUCAGCUCCCCACACACACACACACACACCCCGCAUUGCCCCGUCCCUCCUCAGAACCUCCAGCCCUGGGGCAGGGCAAACAAAUGAACUUGCUAUGAAAAGGACAGUG